CAGCGACUCGAUCCGUCCUUAAAAUUCUUCAAAAACCCACCCAUCAUUUCUCCAAAACCAGCACUAGUCUUAGUCCUCCCCAUUUUCGUCAAACUCCGAAAACCACAAUGGCGUCCCAGAACGACACCGCCACCGCCAGAUCCGGAUCCGGAUCCGGAUCCAACGGCGAGGAGCGUCGCAAGGUGGCGCUGAUCACCGGAAUCACCGGCCAGGACGGCUCCUACCUGACGGAGUUCCUCCUCAACAAAGGCUACGACGUCCACGGCCUGAUCCGACGCUCCUCCAACUUCAACACCCAGCGGAUCAACCACAUCUACAUCGACCCCCACAACGCCCACAAGGCCCGCAUGAAGCUCCACUACGCCGACCUCACCGACGCCUCCUCCCUCCGCCGCUGGCUCGACACCAUCGCCCCCGACGAGGUCUACAACCUCGCCGCCCAGUCCCACGUCGCCGUUUCCUUCGAGAUCCCUGACUACACAGCCGACGUCGUCGCCACCGGCGCCCUCCGCCUCCUCGAAGCCGUCCGCAACCACGUCGACGCCACCGGAAGGACCAAUGUCAAGUACUACCAGGCCGGGUCCUCCGAGAUGUUCGGGGCCACCCCGCCCCCGCAGUCGGAGACGACUCCGUUUCAUCCCCGAUCCCCUUACGCCGCCUCGAAAUGCGCGGCGCACUGGUACACCGUGAACUACCGCGAGGCCUACGGGCUCUACGCCUGCAAUGGGAUUCUGUUUAACCACGAAUCGCCGAGGAGGGGAGAGAAUUUCGUGACCCGGAAGAUCACUCGGGCCGUGGGCCGGAUCAAAAUCGGGCUGCAGAGCAAGCUGUUCUUGGGGAAUUUGAAUGCUUCAAGGGAUUGGGGAUUUGCUGGUGACUAUGUGGAGGCAAUGUGGAUGAUGCUACAGCAGGAGAAGCCUGAUGACUAUGUUGUGGCCACCGAGGAGUCGCACACGGUGGAGGAGUUCUUGGAGGUGGCGUUUGGGUAUGUGGGGAUGAACUGGAAGGAUCAUGUUGUGCUUGACAAGAGGUACUUGAGGCCGUCGGAGGUUGACAAUCUGAAAGGGGAUGCAAGCAAGGCGAAGAAGAUUCUCGGGUGGAAGCCCAAAGUUGGGUUUCAGCAGCUGGUGAAGAUGAUGGUGGAUGAAGAUGUCGAAUUGGCAAAGAGGGAAAAGGUUCUUGUUGAUGCUGGAUACAUGGAUGCCCAGCAACAACCUUGAUUUUCGUCUUCUCCGAUUUUUGGUUCAUAUAAGUUAUAAUGUGGUUUAGUUCAAUGGAUUCUAGAGUUCCAGUAAUUUACUGUUGGUGGUUCUUUGUUCCGAAAGUUGUUUGAUUUUUCUGUAAGGUCAUUCAUUCUAUUUCAGCAGUUCCUACAGUUGAAUUAUUGUUGCAGUUCAUGUUUUGGAUGGUGAAGCUCACUGGGAUACGCCGGAUCGAGAUCCCUUUCAUUUUACAAUAAUUUUAGUUCAGUAAAAUAAUUUCAUUUUUGUGUCGGU
Molecule: messenger RNA, 1496 nt
Organism: Rosa chinensis
Lineage: Eukaryota; Viridiplantae; Streptophyta; Magnoliopsida; Rosales; Rosaceae
Product: GDP-mannose 4,6 dehydratase 1
Exons: 1
Coding region: 108-1220 (370 amino acids)
Biological process (GO): GDP-mannose metabolic process
Molecular function (GO): GDP-mannose 4,6-dehydratase activity
Source: RefSeq, a predicted model, not a curated record